Molecule: messenger RNA, 2849 nt
Organism: Hyalella azteca
Lineage: Eukaryota; Metazoa; Arthropoda; Malacostraca; Amphipoda; Hyalellidae
Exons: 5
Coding region: 517-2463 (648 amino acids)
Biological process (GO): G protein-coupled receptor signaling pathway
Cellular component (GO): membrane
Molecular function (GO): G protein-coupled receptor activity
Source: RefSeq, a predicted model, not a curated record
UACAUUCACGACAUCUGAAAUUUUACAAAAACUUCACCUGUCGUUUCUCUCGGGAGCUGAAGUUUUUUUCCGUAGGUUUUUGAAACGAAGUGAUUGCAAUGAGUUCCUUGUUUCUGAAAUGUGAGCAAAACAAGCACCACGUCUCUUCUGGAGCUGCAGAACAGUUUACUUCUCAUGAACAGUCAUAAUGUCUCUGCAUUGACGAGAACAGUGAUAGCAUCUCUCCAGUGACAUGAACAACGAUAAUGUUUACAUAAUGAUGAUGAACGCUAGAAUUAUUAAAAACAUUAAGGAAUGUGUUCACUAUGUCAAGGUAGAUAUUUUUAUUAUUGGCUAUAAUUUUACAUAAUUUUUUCUCAAUGUUUUCAUCACUUGGAAAUUAAUUCUCUCAUUGAACGAUUCCAUUGAAUAAAAAAGUUUUCUAUGAUUUAUUUAGGGUAAUUUAUAAGAGCAUCAAUGUUUCGUUGGAAAAAGAUACUAAAUAAUAUCCAUGUCAUCCGUCAACCGCUUUAAACCAUGAAGUUUAAAAACAAGUUGCGAUACCAACGCAAGAUGACCGAAGGCCUGUUCUUUGCUUUAAGUUUAGUGGGCGGUUGUCUUGCCAGCUACAAAGAGGUAGGAGGAACACAACUCAUGAACUCGACCGCGCCACCACAAGUUGAUCUUACGAACAUCACGUCAUCCUUGAACUCGGAUGUUGAGUACCUCGGGCAGAUCGCUUACAACGUCGUGGCUCCCAUCAUAAUCAUCUUCGGCCUGCUGAGUAACAUCAUCAACCUGCUGGUGCUCAGCCGACCUACCCUGCGUGGACCAACCUUCCGAUACCUCAAGUGGCUGGCGGUGGCGAACCUGUUGGUGUGCGCCAUACUUCUGCCCUUCGCCUUCCACUCCCACGACACUCCAGUGCCAUACAUGGCUGCCUUCUACCUCGCACAUGUAGAGAUCCCAAUUGGCAACGCUCUGAUGGCUGCAAGCGUGUACAUCGUUGUGGGCCUCAGCAUCGACCGCUUCGUUGCGGUUUGCUAUCCUCGCAAAUACCGCAACCUCUACAGACACCACGUGGCCACCGUCAGGAUAGCCAUGUCCUUUGUGGUGGCGUUCAUUAUCUACAUCCCGAUGAUGGUGUUCCACCAGCGAGUGGAGGAGGCUGAGGGAAGUAGGGAUCUCUACUUGGCCAAAGACAGGCAUGACGUUCGCAACUCUCCACUCUUUAUUGCCUACGCGUGUCUCUUGGAACUUUGCGCCAGGUUGGCUCCCGCGUUGAUGCUGGCUUACCUAAAUUCUCGCAUCAUCAUCGAGUUCAAGAUGAUAAGUGCGCGACGCAAACUCCUGUCGCAGGGCAUCGGCUGCUCCGAGGUGUCGGGGUAUCCCUCGCCAUCUGCCAACGACCACAGCCUCGCCGCCCCCCAAAACGACGACAACGGGAGCCCCCAAUACCAAACGACAUCAUGUGCACUUCAACUAAAAUCCAUGGAAGAGCGAAGUGGAUUCUUUCUAUAUCAUAACGAGGAUCUAGGACGAGAAGGAAAUGGAGUUGACAAGCGAUGUUUCCUUAAUAACCAGCUGGUCGAUGAACAUUUGCGGGAUCACAUUAGUGAUAAGGUAGAAGUUUGUGAUGACAAUAUUAAUCCACCAGGGCUUCUCGAAACAGACCUUGAUGCUGUACAGUGCUUGCCGCCAACUCCAAUGCAUUCAAAAAUUGCUGCAAAACCCAUGCAACUCGUGAAUAUCGAAUCAAGAUUUGAAAAAGAACACCGAAAAUCUAUGGCACUCAAAUCGUAUACAAUGUCUUCACCUUUAGAGUCCGAAACAUCGUUGUUCAAGGGAAUCAGUGCAGUUGUUGCUGGUGGAACGCAAUCUCCUUGUGACACUGCAAGAGACAGUGCUUCCCAUAACCUGCAUCUUGAUAUCAGUGCCCCGGCAACAUCUCCCUCAGCUCCCAAUUCUUUAGAAGUCGGGCAGCAGCGCGAGGGCAGCGCUUUGCUGCUCGAGGCGGUGAUUGAUGGCACAGCAGGAAGCAAGUGUGGCCAUGAGGCGCAGAAGAAGACCGCCUCCGGCGUCGAUAACGGAGAAGCCAUUGCCAUGAUCUCCUCAGGUCGCUGUCUACAAAUGUCGUCUUCAGCGAUACGUAAAGGUGAGCGUCGUCACGACAGGGAACGUCGUCUCGUGCUACUGCUCGUCUCCAUCAUAGUCACCUUCUUCGUGACAAAUAUCCCAGCAGCCAUCCUCUCGCUCAUCACCUACAAGGACUCAUACAGACAAAACUUGGGCUUCCAAAUUUUCCGAGCCGUGGCCAAUAACCUAGAGUUCCUAAAUUACGGCCUUAGCUUCUUACUUUACUUUCUGUUCAGCAAGGACAUACGGGGCGUUUUUGUAACUCUCUUAAAAACGGCCAUUAAAUCUAUUGGAAAGACGCUUUAUAAAGGGCGUAGUAGUAGCGGACGAACGUCUGCUAAUUUGUGAUAAAUGAUCAAUCCACUUCCAAGACGUACACUAAUGAGUUGCACUAAUUGUGCAAUAUGUAAGCUAAUGAGUAGAUUUACAGAGGAAUAACUUAACAGUGUCUCAGUAAUUAGUUGUUCAAUUGAAUGGUAUGAUAAAUAAGUAUAUAUAUUUUGUGUUACAAAUUGAAGUAUUGUAGUAUCAAAUAUAUGAUCAAUGGAACGUUCUUGCAUAUUGGAAUAAUCGAGCUUAAUUGGUAAAUUGUGAACAUGGCUUCCAUGUUUGUAUACGCCAUUAUUAUAAAAUUAAUUAGCUAUUUUUAAAAUUGAUUAUUGAAUUAUUUUUCUCUGUUUUAGAAUCUUAGCCCUGCUAUCGAAAGCCAUGAAUAAACAUAUUUUGAAACUGCA